This is a messenger RNA of Lodderomyces oxycetoniae, 1254 nucleotides long. RefSeq names its product phosphoglycerate kinase (gene PGK1). Lineage: Eukaryota; Fungi; Ascomycota; Pichiomycetes; Serinales; Debaryomycetaceae. The coding region runs from base 1 to 1254 and encodes 417 amino acids. The record is from RefSeq and is a predicted model, not a curated record. Gene Ontology annotation, cellular component: cytosol. Gene Ontology annotation, molecular function: phosphoglycerate kinase activity; ATP binding; ADP binding. Gene Ontology annotation, biological process: gluconeogenesis; glycolytic process. The transcript has a single exon.
AUGUCGUUAUCCAAUAAAUUGUCCGUGAAGGACUUGGACGUUGCUGGUAAGAGAGUUUUCAUCAGAGUUGAUUUCAAUGUUCCAUUAGACGGUAAAACUAUCACCAACAAUCAAAGAAUUGUUGCUGCAUUACCAACCAUCAAAUACGUUGAAGAGCACAAACCAAAAGCCAUUAUCUUGGCAUCUCAUUUGGGUAGACCAAAUGGCCAGAGAAACGAAAAGUAUUCUCUUCAACCUGUUGCUACUGAAUUGGAAUCAUUAUUGGGUAAGAAGGUUACCUUUUUAAACGAUUGUGUAGGCCCAGAAGUUGAAAAAGCCGUUAAUGCCGCAAGCAACGGUGAAGUGUUUUUAUUAGAGAACUUGCGUUUCCAUCCAGAAGAAGAAGGUUCCCACAAGGACAAGGAUGGUAAAAAGGUGAAGGCUGACCCAGAAGCUGUCAAGAAGUUUAGAGACCAAUUGACUGCAUUGGCUGAUGUUUACGUUAAUGACGCUUUUGGUACCGCCCACAGAGCUCACUCUUCAAUGGUUGGUCUUAAUGUGCCACAAAAAGCUGCUGGUUUCUUGAUGUCAAAGGAAUUGGAAUAUUUCGCUAAAGCUUUAGAAAACCCAAAAAGACCAUUCUUGGCUAUCUUGGGUGGUGCUAAAGUUUCCGAUAAGAUCAAGUUGAUUGACAAUUUGUUAGAUAAAGUUGACUUGUUGAUCAUUGGUGGUGGUAUGGCCUUCACCUUCAAAAAGGUAUUGGACAAUAUGCCAAUUGGUGACUCACUUUUCGAUGAAGAUGGCGCUAAAAAUGUUAACGAUUUAAUCGCUAAAGCUAAGAAAAACAAUGUUGAAAUUAUCUUGCCCGUUGAUUUUGUUACUGCUGAUAAAUUCGACAAGGAUGCCACUGUUGGUAAAGCCGAUGACAAAGAAGGUAUUCCAGAUAACUGGAUGGGUCUUGACUGCGGUCCAAAAUCCAAAGAAUUGUUCAACCAAGCCGUUGCAAAAGCAAAGACUAUUGUUUGGAACGGCCCACCAGGUGUUUUUGAAUUUGAUAACUUUGCUGGUGGUACCAAGAACUUGUUAGAUGCUUGUGUAAAAUCAGCAGAAGCAGGUAACAUUGUCAUUAUCGGUGGUGGUGAUACUGCAACUGUUGCUAAGAAAUACGGCGUUGUUGACAAAUUAUCACACGUUUCUACCGGUGGUGGUGCUUCUUUGGAAUUGUUGGAAGGUAAAGAAUUACCAGGUGUUGUUGCCCUUUCGGACAAAAACUAA